CCUCCUCUCCCACCACACCCAAGAUGCCCAACGGAUGCUGCGGCAGUGGAAAUAACUACUCCGUGUGCUGCUACAGCAGCCCCCGCUGCUGCAAGACCCCCAUGUGCUGCAGCCCCAUGCAGUGCUGCAGCCCCUGCUGCAUGCCCGUGCAGUCCUGCUGCAUGCCCAUGUCCUGCUGCUACACCAUCAGCAACAACAACAGCGGCUGCUGCGGCGGCGGCUGCUGCGGCAACUGAGCUCACCUGGUGGAUUCCCGGCUCCAGCAUGGAUUUGGACAUGGAUAUGGACAUGGAUCCCAGCCCAAACACUCCUCCUGCUGUGUUUGGACACCUAGAAUUUCUUUUUGCUGCCUUUAGUCCCCUGGCUGUGCCCUGAAGCUGCUGCCCAGCGAGUUUCUGGCGCUGCUCUUCCUUCCCCUCUUGGUGAUGGGACAGUUUCCUUCUCCCUUCUCUUU
Molecule: messenger RNA, 454 nt
Organism: Zonotrichia albicollis (white-throated sparrow)
Lineage: Eukaryota; Metazoa; Chordata; Aves; Passeriformes; Passerellidae
Source: RefSeq, a predicted model, not a curated record